AUGCCUGAAUCUAACAAUCUGCAAACAAUUAACUCGUGGCGAACCAUCCUCUCCACUGCAACCAUAACCGCAACUUCUCUUAUAGUAGCAGGAUAUACGACAUACCAACUAUCAAAACAAUAUCAAAAAGAUAAAGAAAUACCAACUAUCAAAGAUGGUGUAGAAGAAUUAAUUGGCAACACUCCCAUGGUGAAGAUAAAAUCCCUUUCGAAAGCCACAGGAAUGGAAAUAUACGCCAAGAUGGAACUUUGUAACCCUGCAGGAAGUGCAAAAGAUCGUGUUGCUUUAAAUAUUAUUAAGACUGCAGAAUCGCAAGGUCAAUUAAUAAGAGGUCAACCAGGCUGGGUAUUCGAAGGUACGAGUGGAUCCACUGGGAUUUCCAUUGCAAUGAUAUGUAAUAGCUUAGGGUAUAGAGCUCAUAUUUCUUUACCUGACGAUACAUCAUUAGAAAAAUUAUCAUUACUAGAGAGUCUUGGUGCCACGGUGAAUAAAGUUAAACCAGCAAGUAUUGUGGAUCCAGAUCAAUAUGUUAAUGCAGCAAAGAAGGCUUGUGAUACACUGUUAAAGGAUCAUUCUGGUGCUAAAGGUGUAUUUGCCGAUCAAUUUGAGAAUGAGGCUAAUUGGAAAGUUCAUUAUGAAACUACAGGACCUGAGAUUUGGAAACAAAUGGAUGGUCAUAUUGAUGCAUUUAUUGCUGGAUGUGGUACAGGUGGUACCAUUUCUGGGGUAUCCAAAUAUUUGAAAGAGGCGAAAAAUUUACAUGGGAAAUGUCAUGUUGUAUUAGCUGAUCCUCAAGGAUCUGGUUUCUUUAAUAGGAUCAAUUAUGGUGUAAUGUAUGAUUAUGUGGAAAAGGAAGGCACAAGAAGAAGGCAUCAAGUGGAUACUAUAAUUGAAGGUAUUGGAUUAAAUCGGAUUACCAAAAAUUUCCAUCUUGGUGAAUCAUUUAUAGACGAGUCAAUAAGAGUGAUUGAUAAACAAGCUAUUCGUAUGGCGAAAUAUCUUUCUGUGAAUGAUGGUUUGUUCGUUGGUAGUAGUACUGCAAUUAAUGCAGUCGCUGCCGUUGAUUUGUCACGUAAUUUGAAACCAGGUUCAAGAAUAGUCAUCAUUGCUUGUGAUAGUGGAUCAAGACAUUUAAGUAAAUUUUGGAAAGAAGCAAGAGAUGUGGAACGUGAUAUUAGUCUUGAUAAAGUCAUGGAAGCGUAG
This is a messenger RNA of Naumovozyma dairenensis CBS 421, 1203 nucleotides long. RefSeq names its product putative cysteine synthase (gene MCY1). The transcript has a single exon. The record is from RefSeq and is a predicted model, not a curated record. Gene Ontology annotation, cellular component: cytoplasm. Gene Ontology annotation, molecular function: cysteine synthase activity. Bases 1 to 1203 code for a protein of 400 amino acids. Lineage: Eukaryota; Fungi; Ascomycota; Saccharomycetes; Saccharomycetales; Saccharomycetaceae.